AUGGAACACACAAAGAGGCCGCCUUCUCAGCCCAAGAAAAGGCAAAAUCCCAAUCGGUGUAGACCGAAGUCGAGAGGAGGCUGCCAGAAGUGCAAGCAGCGGCGACGCAGGUGUGACGAGACAAAACCAAGUUGCCAGGAAUGUUCCAAGCGAGGCCAAGCAUGUCCUGGGUACCAGAAACAGACUUUGCAAUGGCGACAUGUCUUCAAAGACGGCGAAGAGGAGAAUCAGUCACAAAAUCGGCUGCAGUCAUUUUUUAGCUGUUCCGAAAAUGCAGACUCGCCUGUUGCUACGCCCAUCCCCACCAAGGAUGACACACAUGGCAUUUCUCACCAUGAGUUCCCGGACAACUGGCAAACAACCCCUCCAAAUAUAUUCGACCAAUUACCGGACUUUUCGGAACCAAUAGAUGCCUGGUUCAACAUUGAAUCCGAAUCAGAAGAUACGUGUAUAGCAAAAUCUAGGAAUGAGCUGGACGGGCUGUCGAUCUUGCGACAGCGACUGGCCUCCACAUCGGUCCCCUCUUUCCUCAUUCAACUACCAGUGAUGCUAGUGCAAUACUACUUCCAUACCGUGUGCAAUCAAUGGUCAUCCUUUGACUGUCCUCUCAAUCCGUUCCGAACAAUUGUCAGUCGACUCUGGAGCCGGAAUGCAGCUAUCUAUUUUGCCAUACAAAGUAUGUCAGCGGCCUCGCUGGCAAAUGACUUUCCAAAUAUGCGAGCCAUCGGAAAGCAGACUCAGCAGCAAGCAAUUGCCUGUCUAAACAAUACCACACAAAAGUGUUCUACGCAGGCAAGUGAUGAUGAAUAUUUCCUGGCGCUUCUCAUGAUUGGAUCCACCACCGGGUGGCAUAAUCCGUCCGAUCUAGGACUUUCAUAUCUGAAGGCUGCUCAGACCCAUCUCCUUAAACAGGAAAGGCGAUGCAAUAAUACAAAUCCCACUUUGGCAAAAGAACAUCCACUAUUCAAACAGUGCUUACUGUGGUGGAAUUGCCUGGCUGCUUUUGUGGCAGAAGACCCACCAAUACUAGACGUGGGAAGUCACAUAGAGACAAGCGAUACAGAUCUCUCGGUAUAUCUUGUCGACGGCCAGGCCUUGCCACAUCCAUGGACUGGAUCUUUGAGAUAUGCACUGACUCUCUUUUACCGAACCGCAAGAGUAAUCCGAGCAGCAAAGACUUUGCAUCGCAGAAGAGCAGAUACUCUGGAUCCAAACUUGAUUGACCUCAGUUCUAUAGCAGAGGAGCUCGAUCUCAGACAAAGGGCCGAAGAGAUAGAAGAAAAGAUCCUUUUCACGGGAUUCUCGUUCUAUUGUGGCCCUGUCGAUAUUGGCGAUACAAAUACCCCGCCAUCACACUUCCUUACGCUGGCCGAAGCAUAUCGCUGCGCCGCGAUAUUACAAAUCUACCAUGUCUUCCCGGACAUUCUUGAGGAAAGAUUGCAGAGAAAUCAGACCGCGGACGAUGAAAACCCAAUCCCAGCCCUGUUUCUGUUGCUCUUUCCAGAACCCUCCAGGCUGUCUUCUCCAUCCGGGGAAGACAUGCGACACACACUGGCAUUGCACAUUGUAUCCCUCCUUGACCAACUGCCGUCGACUUCCGGAACGAAGGUAAUGCAGCCAGUGAUAUUGGCCAGCAUUUCAAGUGAUCUUGUAUUCUCUACUGGGUCAGUGCUUGGUGCCACGGCAGCUGCAAUACCUACUUUAAAUACACUAGAUGUUGAAAUUGCGCAGGCCAGACGAAAGGUCAAAAUGAGGUUGACCGAGCUUAUAUUGAUUCUGCCCAAACUUCCCAUGCAACGUAUUUCUAAUGUUAUACAUGAGACUUGGGAUCGUGCUGACUCCGGCUGCGGGGAGUUUUGGUUGGAUGUUAUGCUUGAUUUGAAUUUGGAAACAAUGAUGGGUUAG
This is a messenger RNA of Penicillium soppii, 1905 nucleotides long. RefSeq names its product Zn(II)2Cys6 transcription factor. Bases 1 to 1905 code for a protein of 634 amino acids. Gene Ontology annotation, cellular component: nucleus. The record is from RefSeq and is a predicted model, not a curated record. The transcript has 2 exons. Lineage: Eukaryota; Fungi; Ascomycota; Eurotiomycetes; Eurotiales; Aspergillaceae. Gene Ontology annotation, biological process: positive regulation of transcription by RNA polymerase II. Gene Ontology annotation, molecular function: DNA-binding transcription factor activity, RNA polymerase II-specific; zinc ion binding; transcription cis-regulatory region binding.